This is a messenger RNA of Aegilops tauschii subsp. strangulata, 2384 nucleotides long. Its product is annotated as transcription termination factor MTERF9, chloroplastic. Gene Ontology annotation, biological process: regulation of DNA-templated transcription; developmental process. Gene Ontology annotation, molecular function: double-stranded DNA binding. Lineage: Eukaryota; Viridiplantae; Streptophyta; Magnoliopsida; Poales; Poaceae. The record is from RefSeq and is a predicted model, not a curated record.
CCAAACCCCGACCGAAUCCCCAACAUCCCCCACCGCCGCAGAUAAAAAUCCAAAUAAUCGAAGCCCCGCCGUACUCUCGCCCAUGGCGCUGCUGCAGCUGCAUCCGCCGCCGCUGGCGGCGCUCGGUCGCUCCGUUCUCCGCUGCCUCCCGUUCCCCUCCGCGACCGCGACCGCGACCGCCCGCCGCUCCCUCGCCUCGGUCGCCUUCUCGCUCCAGACCAACGUGCGCCUCCUCAAGCCCAACCGCCGCUCCCGGCGCUCCCGCUACCCCUACUACGACCUGGACGACGACGAAGAGGAAGAGGAUGAGGAGUACGACGAGGACGACGAGAGCGAGGAUGAUUUAUCAGGUUUGGAGUAUCCUGGUGUCCUUUAUACAAACAACCCGCGUGCUCCGAACAAGAGAGCAGGACGAAAAACACAACUGGUGAAAGAAAAUUGGGAAGGAAGGCGGCCCAAAACUCGUGAUAAACAUGCUAGUCCAGGAAGGUCUAAUUCCCUCCAGCCCAGGAGCAAAAUAAACAGAACAUUACUAAAUCUUACAAGCAUGAACAGUGAAGUAGAGUUGAAAAAUGAAAGUAUCUCUCGGAGUCUGUUUCAAAAAUUGCAAGAAGAAUAUGACUUUGAUGAUAAAUGGUUACCGCUUAUUGAUUACCUAUGCUCAUUUGGACUGAGGGAAUCCCAUUUUACUUACAUUUAUGAGAGACACAUGGCUUGCUUGCAAAUCAACCGGGCUUCUGCAGAAGAAAGGUUGGAGUUCCUUCUAAGUGUUGGUGUUAAAAGCAAGGAUCUGAAGAGGAUGCUGGUCAGACAGCCGCAAAUUUUGGAAUACACUCUCAGCAAUCUGAAGUCUCAUGUUGCUUUUCUGGCUGGCAUUGGUGUUCCGGAGGCACGUAUGGGGCAAAUUAUUUCUUCUGCCCCUUCAUUUUUAUCUUACAGUAUUGAGCAGUCCCUGAAGCCAACUAUAAGCUAUUUGAUUGAGGAAGUGGGUAUUGAGGAGUGCGAUGUGGGGAAAGUGGUGCAGCUAAGCCCUCAGAUUCUGGUGCAGCGAAUUGAUAAUGCGUGGAAAUCUCGAUUUCUUUUUCUCUCAAAAGAACUAGGGGCUCCCAAAGAUAGCAUUGUCAAAAUGGUCACAAAGCACCCACAGCUGCUUCAUUACAGCAUUGAGGAGGGCAUCUUGCCUCGAAUCAAUUUCCUUAGAAGCAUUGGCAUGAGAAACUCUGAUAUUCUCAAAAUAUUGACAAGUCUUACUCAGGUGCUAUCUUUGUCGGUGGAGAAAAAUCUCAAACCAAAGUAUCUUUAUUUGGUCAAUGACCUUAAGAAUGAGGCUCAAUCCCUGACGAAGUACCCCAUGUACUUGAGCUUGUCUCUUGAGCAGAGAAUUCGUCCCCGUCACCGUUUUCUUGUUUCAUUGAAGAAAGCUCCAAAGGGUCCAUUUCCUCUUAGCUCCUUUGUGCUUACAGAUGAGCGUUUUUGCCAGCGGUUGGCUGGGACGAGCUUAGAGAAGUACCAUACAUUUAGACAGAGCUUGCUGCUGACAGGUUUCGAAGAUAAGACUGGAAGGAAACCAUUGGCAUCACGACGGUAGAUAGUUUGAGGAACUUGACCUUAGGCAAGACGGUUGCUUCUGACUUUCGUGCCUGUCCUCACUGUAAGAAAGCUCCAGAGGGUCUAUUUCAUAUUAACCUCCCUCGCGCCUGUGGACGAGCAUUUUUGCCAUCAAUGAGCCUUGACUAACUUAGAGAGAGAAGUAACAUACAUGGAGACAGAGCGUCUGUUGAUAGGUUUUGCUGAGAUGUCUGAAGGAAAUUGUUAACACCAAGGCAGCAGAUGAUUAAUAUUCAGUUGACAGGUUACGUUUUAGACUAUGAGCCUGUCCUUCCUCACUGAAAUGGCCUAGGUUGCUGGCCUGGGUUACCCCUCUGUUCAACUGUUGCCUCGUGAAAUAUUUUGUAGUCUUUCUGAUAGCUCCGGAUCAGCUACAAAUGGAUGGUUCAUCUGACAGAGCAGCAUCCACCGUAAUGGCUGACCGAACAUUCUGUUAUUAACUGCUUAAGGGUAGCUGCCUUGACUUCUACUUACGGUUAACCGCAACUUUCAAGCAACAUAUUAAGUCUAGCAAAACUGCAGCUUGACCAUAUAGUGUGCAACUUCUGUGUCAGACAUAUACUCCCUCCGUUCGGAAUUACUCGUCGCAGAAAUGGAUGUAUCUAGACGUAGAUACAUCCAUUUUUGAGACAAGUAAUUCCGAACGGAGGGAGUAGUAGGCUAUAGUAAAUUUUCUUCAGGGUUGUAAUGAUAGAGAUUAUGAGGUUGAGAUUUGUCUGUAAUGGUACUAGUACUGUGCCUAUGCCUCCCUGUCUCUCACAGGGUUAUGAUGGGAA